GGUUGCUAGAAAUGUCACCUCUUUGCGGUACACACAUGCAGAGUGAGCAGCUUCAGAGGGUUUGUGUUACUGUUGCUUUGAGUAAGGCAGCAUGCUUUGGAACUCUGGAAGGGCUUGUGGAGCUGGUUUGGGGAUAUUGCUGAUUUUCUUAGUUCAAGCAGAGCAUGUGUGCUGUUCAUGGGCUACACAAACAUAUAGCCCCCAGAUGCGCAACGGUAACAGAUAUGUUGGCUUUCCACAGCAAGAUGGUAGACUAAGAAGACUGGAUGGCAGCUAUUCCCAGGAUCAAAUCAGACAGGCCUUCAUUUCUCCACGUGUAGCUCACAGCAGUAGCCUCAGCACAGGGACUACAGUUAACAGAGGCUAUAGUGAAGGGCUUUCUGCUAGCAGCUAUGAACAGACUGCUUCAGAACCAGCCCGAAACUUGGUAAGGUUAGUACAGAGCAGCUUGAUGACAAAACCUAACUGGUACACAAAUGUGAAGAGCGUUAAUUCUCAAGAGGUGCCAAACCGCUCCCCUUUUAGACUUUCUGCUGUUGCAGGUAGGAACUCGCUGAAUAGACUUGGUGAAAACCAGAACAGCCUUCCUGAUAGCAGAAAGGAAAUGACUUGGCCAUUUCAGCGUGGUACACUCCAAACUAGCAAGGCUGGAUCCAGCAGCUCUGCGUCUCUUCAAACUCUUACAGGAAGCUCCUCUUUUAAACCAGCCUCUUUCCAGAAACCCGCCAGUGCUGUUGUACGGGGGCAAACAUCAGCAAGCGCUCCUGCAAAACGGGUCACUCAACAUAAGUCUGAACCUUUGGGUAUCUCUAGAGACUUCGCUGUCCAUGGAUUUGGGGAGACAUGGCUUCCUGUGAAUACUGGAAACACCCAAAUAGGCUACAUGCCAUCUUCCACUUCGAACAUGAUGGUGAGCUACAAACCCAGCUACACCUUCACAGACCAGAGGCCCACCAGUAGCAACCCUCAAGCACCAUGGGGAAUCAGGAAUCCAGCUCAGGAACUUCAUAGUCUGCCUGCCUAUGGAAGUAACACGGUGGGAAAUUUGGCUCAACGCUUUGCUCCAACCAGGAUCUAUGAGGUCCCUGAACACUUUGGAGGCUAUGCUAUCAGACGGCUUGGUGACGAAGAGGUUGACCAGGUGCCACAAACUACCACACCUCCCCCACAGCAGAUGGAAUAUCUCAACCCAAGCAAAUCUGAGCAUCCGUAUGCCAAAUGGAUGAGAAUCAAGUUGCGUCCAAGAUACUAGAAGGGUCUCUCCUAUCAACAGGUGCAGCAAGAAGACAUGACUGAACAUUUUCUUAAAUAAAUUAUUGAAUUGAAA
Molecule: messenger RNA, 1327 nt
Organism: Oreochromis aureus
Lineage: Eukaryota; Metazoa; Chordata; Actinopteri; Cichliformes; Cichlidae
Exons: 4
Coding region: 92-1252 (386 amino acids)
Source: RefSeq, a predicted model, not a curated record